Messenger RNA from Neolamprologus brichardi, 5371 nucleotides. Lineage: Eukaryota; Metazoa; Chordata; Actinopteri; Cichliformes; Cichlidae. The record is from RefSeq and is a predicted model, not a curated record.
GGCUGCCAUCACCGCCUAUCACCCCCUGUUUGCUAAGCAGCUAGCCGAACGGCAAAGUGGGUGUAAUGGAUAGAUACGAACACUAACACUAGCAAAACAAGGCGCCCGGCAAAAUUGCAGUCCCAUUAAAACCGCAACCAUGUUUGGCCGGUCACGGAGCUGGGUUGGAGGACAGGGGAAAGCGAAAAAUAUCCACUCCCUGGACCAUUUGAAGUAUAUGUACCACGUCUUGACAAAAAACACAACAGUAACAGAUCACAACAGGAACCUUCUGGUGGAGACCAUCCGCUCGAUCACAGAGAUCCUCAUCUGGGGGGACCAGAAUGACAGCUCUGUGUUUGAUUUCUUCCUGGAGAAGAACAUGUUUGCCUUCUUCUUGAACAUCCUCCGUCAGAAGUCUGGACGUUACGUGUGUGUCCAGCUCCUCCAGACCCUCAAUAUACUUUUUGAAAACAUUAGCCAUGAGACUUCCCUAUAUUAUCUCUUAUCAAACAACCACGUCAACUCCAUUAUUGUCCACAAGUUUGACUUCUCGGAUGAGGAGAUCAUGGCUUAUUAUAUCUCCUUCCUUAAGACCCUGUCACUCAAACUUAACAACCACACCGUGCACUUCUUCUAUAAUGAGCACACUAAUGACUUUGCCCUGUACACCGAGGCCAUUAAGUUUUUCAACCACCCUGAAAGCAUGGUCCGCAUCGCAGUCCGAACCAUCACACUCAACGUCUACAAAGUUUCAUUGGACAACCAGCACAUGCUGCACUACAUUCGAGAUAAGACCGCAGUCCCAUAUUUCAGUAACUUGGUCUGGUUUAUCGGCAGCCAUGUCAUCGAACUGGACAAGUGUGUACAGACAGAUGAAGAACAUAAAAACAGGGGGAAGCUAAGUGACCUGGUAGCAGAGCACCUUGACCACCUCCACUACCUAAAUGAUAUCCUCAUCAUCAACUGUGAAUUCCUUAAUGACGUUUUAACCGACCACCUCCUCAACCGUCUCUUUCUGCCACUCUAUGUUUACUCUUUGGUCAGUCCUGAGACGUCUGAAGAGCGGAAGAUCAACCCCCAGGUGUCCCUUUAUCUGUUGUCUCAAGUGUUUCUAAUCAUCCACUAUCAGCCACUGGUCAAUGCCCUUGCAGAUGUUAUUUUCAACGGAGAUCUGUCUGUAUUCACCACACCGACAGAUAUUCACAGCACGCACAAGAGCACGGCAAGUGCGGGAGGUAUGCGCCGCUUCAUCAAGCCUCCGGAGUCUCUGGAGCGCUCACUGGAGCUGUCCCGCCAUCGUGGCCGCAAAAGAACACAGAAGAGGCCAAACUACAAGAACCUGGGCGAGGAGGAAGAUGAUGAAAGGGCUGGGGGCGGAAGCAGCAGUGCAGGAGGAGGACUAGAAGAGGGCUGGGAUGAUGACAGUGGCAGAGGAGGAGAGAGGGAAAAGGGAAAAGGUACAGAGGGAAUAGGAGCAGGUGGGAGUUCUAAGGGAAGCAGAGCGAGUGGUGAGACGGCGGAAGAGAUAGAAAUGGUGGUGAUGGAGAAGUGUAAGGUGCCAGAGCUGACAGAGCAGAACAUCACUGAUGAGGAGAAGACAGCUGCAGCUACUCGCACACACACACAGAGGAGCAGGCCGUUCUUAGACAUGGUGUACAGUGCCCUUGACUGCACCAGUGACGACUACCACGCGCUGUUUGUCCUCUGCCUGCUUUACGCUGUCUCACACAGCAAAGGUAUCAACCUUGAUCUUCUGGAGCGUCUGCAGUUGCCAGUUCCAGACCAGGAGAGGAGUUCUUACAGCGUGGUCCUCGUAGAAAGACUUAUUAGAGUUAUGAGCCAAGCUGCACUGCCAGAUGGUAAAGUGCGUCUAGCUACUCUUGAGCUGAGCUGCCUUUUGUUAAAGCAGUCUGUGUUGUCUGGGAGCAACUGUAUUAUCAAAGACAUUCAUCUGGCCUGCCUGGAGGGUGCCAGAGAGGAGAGUCUGCAUUUACUGCGACAGUUCUACAAGGGCGAAGAAAUCUUUCUGGACAUGUUUGAGGACGAAUACAGGAGCAUGACGAGUAAGCCACUGAAUGUGGAGUAUCUAAUGAUGGAUGCCUCAAUACUGCUGCCACCCACUGGCACUCCUCUGACCGGUAUUGACUUUGUAAAGAGACUUCCUUGUGGAGACGUGGAGAAGACACCAUUGAUGUUUAUGUUUGUGAUCCCUUUUUCAGAUAACAGUGACCUGAUAGCCUGUAUGGUGGUCAGUAAAGAUGGGGGACAGGCCCAGAGAUUCCUCGCUGUAGAUGUGUACCAGAUGAGUCUGGUGGAACCAGAAAGCAAACGCCUUGGAUGGGGUGUCGUCAAAUUUGCCGGCCUCUUGCAAGACAUGCAGGUGUCCGGCGUUGAGGACGACAGCAGAGCGUUAAACAUAGUCAUUCAUAAGCCCAGCUCCAACCCCCACGCCAAGCCCCUGCCCAUUCUGCAGGCCAACUUCAUCUUUGCAGACCACAUUCGCUGCAUCAUCGCCAAACAGAGGCUAGCCAAAGGCCGUAUCCAGGCCCGGCGGAUGAAGAUGCAAAGGAUUGCCGCUUUGUUGGACCUGCCUGUGCAGCCCAGUGCAACAGAGGUGUUGGGUUUCGCUCAGACUGCAAACACUUCAGCCAGCGGCCUGCCUUUCCGGUUCUACGAGCAGUCUAGGCGGGCACCAAAUGAUCCCACGGCAAAUAGAUCAGUUUUUGCCUCUGUCGAUAAAGUACCAGGGUUUGCAGUGGCUCAUUGCGUGCCCCAGCACACUCCCUCACCCCUCUCCUCACCCUCACCUCCCUCCAGUGGAAGCGGGAGCACGGGGCGAUGCGACUCUGUUACUGCAAGCACGACAUCAGCUCAGAGUCCUGCAGAUGACGGUAUACUUUUGGAGCACACUCCGCCUUCAUCCUCAGGCGGAGAAAGUGAAGGAGGAGGUGGAGAAGUAACAUUAGUCUCCUCUGCUCCCUCAACCCCAGCUCCAGCUCCAGCCCUGGCCCCGAGCCUCACCCCAGCCUCCCAGCCCACUAUCUCACUCCUUACCGACAACAGCGCAGACACCCUGAGCGUCGAGUCGCUCACCCUGCUGCCGCCUGCCGACCCACCUCACCUGCACCUGUGCACCGGCCACGUCACAGCAGCUCAGUCCCUACAGAGACCAGAUGCCUCUAUUGCAGAGGAGGAGGAGGAGGGGGACGACGAGUUGGUUAGGAAAGACGAGGAGGACGGCUCGCCGAUAGAUGAGACUGAAACAGAUGCAACGGUAAAAGAGGAAACCACUGAGACGACUGAGACAGUCACACCCACAGAUGAGGUUCCAGAGAGAACAGAUGAAAUACAAGGUGAAGGCACACUUAAAGAGCUCAAUGGGGACCUCGAGCAAGAAAGAGAAGGCGUGACAGCUGGAGAAUCUGAUAAUGCAGAGUUAGACACUGAAACACCAGACUCACCUGAGCUGGAUUAAGGAACAUGCAGUACUCGUGCAGUCACCAGUGUGAUAGAUAAUAUACCAAGCUCAUGAUGGAAACUGUAGGUUAGAAAGUGAUGUGAAUAGUCCAAGAGGCUUUCGGAGGCAUCUCAACAUUUUGUAUUUGCACAUGAAGAAAGACUCAAAACAGACACUGGUCAACGAGGGCUCAAAGCACAUUUGGCUUUCUGUGCUUUCUAAACUCGUGUUUUUCUCUUCUUUUUCUUCUUUAUUUGGCACAUGUGUGUCGAGGCGCGCAACCAGCAACGUUUUUUACUCAUUCUGAUUGUGUAUGAGCUCAAACACAUACCACACGCUACUGCUGCGAGCUGCACUUUUCGAAGACCUAUUUUUGUGUCAUAUUUUCACAUACCGGGUCACCACAUGCAUUUCGGUGGUGUUCACGACUAUGCUAAACACAGAACACCACUGCAAGUCAGAUGGGUUAGCAGUUUCUGUCACCGUGCAACUGCUGCUGGGUUGGGUGGGGUGUGUUUGUAGGUUUUACAUAUUUUUCCAUUUAGUGAGCAGCGCAUUUAAAAAUUUUAUCAAGUCAUCUCUAGCAUAAGCUAGGCGGGAGCAGGUCUCAAAUUGUAAAUGUUCACCAUCUCAUCUAAUUCAUAAAGCUGAAUAACCAAUCGGUGCCAUGACUAACCAAAAGAAUUAAUGGGAAAUCUGAUCGGGAUCGCUCAAGGGCUGUAAAAUAACUGGAAUAGUACAGCUCAAGUCUGUUCAUUCAGUUAUUCAUUCACUCUGAGAGUCUGUAGGGACACAGGUUGCUAACUGAGAAGCUAUUUAUUGUUUAUUUUAGAAAAGUAAAAGUUGGUUUGUUGAAUUAAACUCACAGGUUAAUGUUAGUGAUGUUGGAUGUUCAAGUCUGCACAAAACAACACUUGGGUUGAAUGUAUCUGCUGGUUUCCUCCUGACACGCUAACGUGAGCUCAUUCUCCAUGGAUCUGGCUUUGACUAGAUGAAUGCUUUCACACCUUAAUUCGAAAAAGAGGGUUAUUUUUAAAAAGAGCUUACUGCCUCCAAAAAUUUCUAAAACACAGUGUUUGGAUUUUUUCGUUAUUCUUGUGGCAUUACAGAUAAAUUUUUUCAGGAACAAGUCACAGCUCUCACAUGAGUGUCACGGGGGAAAACCCUCACAUGCUCCUCUUCUUUUUCCUUUUUCUUUUAAUCAGAUGAAUGAAGCUUUACUACUGCAAUAAUCUUAAGAGCUAACCAACGAGGGGAGAAAUGAAUGUAAUGGGUAACCUGUCUCUCCAAACAGCAGUGUUUGAUCAAUUUGAAUGAAACUGGUGUGUUUUAACUUGAAUUUGUGACUUGAUUUGUAAAUUAUAGGAUUAAAGCACACUCUUCAGUCCAUCUAUUCCCAUAAUUUCCUGCCAUUCACCUCCUCCUCGCUCACACACCAUCUUUUUCUGUGCCAUCCUCACGCAGCUGAAGUCUUAAUGCUCGGAACAUUCUUAUUUUUUUAACUGUACAGUCCUCAACAAGUUUCUAAAAUGAGAACUUCGGAGCAAUACGGUCUCUUAUUAUUUCCAUCUUGCUACUGUAAAUAGCAGGCGAAUGAUAGUGAAGUUCACGGACAUGCUGAAGAGGCUUGGCACAGUUUGGAGAGUUGAUAAGAGGCUUUGUAGGGAGCAUAUUUUCAUGUUCCCUGCAGCCACUACCAAUCUCUACCAGAACAUGCAGUCACAAGCUUCCAUAAGUCUCUGAUUGUAGAGUGUGUGUGUGUGUGUCUGUGUGUGUGUCUGUGUGUGUGUCUGUGUGCUUGUCUGUGUGUGUGAGAGAGACAAGUUUGUUUGCUCUGUAAAUGCUAUGAGCUUUUAAACCUGUAAUUAUUGUUAAUGAACUGAAACAGAUGACUAAAUAAAGAAAUGCAAUAAAUUAUUCUACUUAACUACA